CUCUCUCCCAAUUCACAACCAUUCUCACCAACCAAAAAAAACCUUUGCCACCCUAUAUUCUUCAAUCUAACAUAGUGGUCUCUGAAUUUUAUUCAAGGAUUGUUUGAGCAAUAGUAUGGAGAUUCAAGAGCUCAACAUCAUCAAUCUACAAAACCCAUCUCUAUUUUCUCGAAAUUUCUCGCAUUCGGGUACUGGGAAAGUGCCUCAAGUCUACAGUUUCUGGAAAUGGGGUGCUUUGAUUCUCGCACUUGUCGCUACUUUCGGCGGCAUAAUCACCCGAAUCAAGCUAUCAAUCGUUAGAUUUUGUAAAUUCAAUUUGUUAGCUUCCUCAGGACCUCUUACACAACACAUCGACCACGUAUUCGACUCCGAUGAAGACGAUUCCACUUCUUCUGAUUCAUCGGACGACGACGAGCCCACCACGUCCUCUCAAGAUCGCCACCCAAUCGACGAAGAUUUUCGCGUCGCGGGUUCGAGCUGUUACAGCGGCGUUAGACGGAAGCUCCGGCGGCGGCGCAGCCUCGGCGGGGAUCGGUUCUCGUGGUCUGACUUCACUAGCGGCAAGAGCGUUGUGAAGCUCUGGGACAAUCUAGGGUUAGGGUUAGAUUUCGAUGAAGAAUUUUCUGAGAGUGUGGUUUCGCUUUGGGAUUUGAACGAAGAUCGGAAAAUAAGAUCGCUUUCCGGCGAGAGAUCUCGGAUUUCGGCGAUCUCUACGUCGUCGCAAUCGCCAGCGGUGAUUUUCUCGACUGGAUCGAAGAACAACGACAAUAUUUUCUUGGGGGUUUUUGAUACGAGGAUCGGAAGUCAGAUUCCGGCGAUGUACGCCGACUGGUCUCCGCGGAGGGGGACGGUGGUGCGUAUCAAUUCCGGCGGCGGCGGAGAGAAGUUUUAUGUCGGAGAUGACGUGUCCGGCACGUUGACGGUGGGUGAUAUGAGGAAGGUUAAGUUGCCGUUAGAGGAUCUGACGGAAUCUGAGGGAGAUACUUGGUGGGAUGCUGACGCCGUUAUUGUCUCGGAUGAGGUAGUUGACGAUUCCGUGCAAUGGGAGGUUAUUCACUGUCGUGAUGAGGCAAAGUGAGGCGGUGUUGUGUAGUGUGUUGUAUAAAGGGCAAAACUGUCCGGAAAUAAUUUUACGAAAGUUCAUUAAUCUGUAAAUAAUUGUUUAUUUCUUCACUUCUGGUAAUUUCUAAUAAAAGAAAAAAAAAAAACUUAUGAUUAUUCUUUGCA
This is a messenger RNA of Camellia sinensis, 1227 nucleotides long. RefSeq lists its product as uncharacterized. Gene Ontology annotation, molecular function: protein binding. NCBI's taxonomy places the organism in Eukaryota, Viridiplantae, Streptophyta, Magnoliopsida, Ericales, Theaceae. The record is from RefSeq and is a predicted model, not a curated record.